Molecule: messenger RNA, 3942 nt
Organism: Lemur catta (Ring-tailed lemur)
Lineage: Eukaryota; Metazoa; Chordata; Mammalia; Primates; Lemuridae
Gene: PERM1
Product: PPARGC1 and ESRR induced regulator, muscle 1
Biological process (GO): response to muscle activity; regulation of DNA-templated transcription
Cellular component (GO): cytoplasm; nucleus
Source: RefSeq, a predicted model, not a curated record
UGACCUUCUCUAGCACAGAGCCACGCUCGGUUCUACUGAUGUGACAGGUGUCGUCACAGAGUCUCCAUCUGGGGUCGGUUUGGAGAGAGAGGAAGUGUGAGUCGGGGUUUCCUAACUCCCUCUGGACCUGUUCUGUCCCCUCCAGGUGCAAUGUCGUGGCCGCAGCGCCGGUGCCCCUGGGUCGGGCUGGGCGGUGGCGGCCUGUGCCGGCUGGUGCGGGGGGCCUGGAUCUGCGACCGUGCCGCCCAGCCCCCACGGUGUCCCUGCUGACCCGACAUGGAAAACUUCCAGUACAGCGUGCAGCUGAGCGACCAGGACUGGGCUGAGUUCUCGGCCACCGCCGAGGAGUGUGGCCUCCUGCAGGCCGGCCUGGCCUCUGGGGACGAGCUCUUGUCCAGUGACAUUGACCAAGGAGAUAGCAGCGGCCCCCUCGGGCUCCUGCCCCUCCCUCCUGGGCAGCCGGCCCGCGAGGAGGAAGAGGAGGAGGAGGAGGAGGAGGACGCAGCCACCGGGCAGGCGGUCAGCAGGUCACGGUGCGAGCUUGUCUUGGCCUUGGGGGCUGCUGAGCAGACACCCAGCACGUCCGCACCACUGGGAACUCGGCCGUCUCUCGGCUCCAGUGCCACCUCUCCUGGCUCAGCCCUCCCGGGGCCAGUGUCUUCCAGAGACGACAUGCACAGACUCCUGCAGGGCCCCACACGACCUCAGCGUCAGUCCCUGGACUCAUGCGACAAAAACAGGCCCAGUGGUGGCCCCCACGAUGCCCCUGCCAUGGGCUUUGUCGGCUCCCACAACAUGGUGACACGGACCCGGGGCCCAGGGAAGCGGUUGGAGGGUGGACUGAAGGGGUGUCCGCCGGUGCCUGGGACGGUGCAUUCCUGCUGCCUUCCAGCCCAGGGAGCUGGUCGCUCACCGCGCCCGUCACCUGUUCACAGCCCUCGAGAUGCCCACUGCGCACCCCCCAGGGGUGGCCUGCCCCCCUCCCCUGUCCACAGCAGAAGCCCUGCCCACCUGCCCACCUGCGCCCUCAGCAUGUCCCCACCUCGGCAACCGGGACGGCCCGUGGGGACUCCGUGUUCACAAACACCUGAGAAGAGCCAGAGGAAGGAGCAGCCGGAGGAGCUGCUGGAGACGCCGGCUGGGCUGCUGGAGAGGGAGGUCUGGCUGUUCCUCUGGAGCCUGCCUCGGAGCCCCGGCCGAAAGAAGAGGCGAGCCGUGGGCGCCAAGGCGGGCAGGAGCUCGGGAGCCCUAGGCCCUGCCCCUGCCCAGCCGGGCUCCCCACUGCUCACGGCCCGGCCCGAGGAGGGCUUGCGCCAGCAGAGCCCACGGGGAGGGGAGGAGCUGGGGGCAGACUCUGCAGGAGCUCCUGGGCCUGGCUCAAGUGUCCCUGCACCGGUCACCAGACCAGAGCCAGGUGUGGACCUGUCUACACCUAUCUCUACAACUGAGCAAGGUACGGAGCAAAUCGGAAUGACCCCAAGAGCUGAGCUACACCCAGUGUCCACACCUGCCAAGGGGGCUCAUCCAGAUGUUGCAAUGGCUGAGCCAGAUGUGGCUCUGUCUACACCCGCCUCCAAGCCUCCUCCCGACACGGCUGUGUCUACACCCGCCUCCAAGCCUCCUCCCGAUACGGCUCCUCCUCCCGACACGGCUCUGUCUACGCCCGCCUCCAAGCCUCCUCCCGACACGGCUGUGUCUACACCCGCCUCCAAGCCUCCUCCCGACACGGCUCUGUCUACACCCGCCUCCAAGCCUCCACCCGACACGGCUGUGUCUACACCUGCCUCCAAGCCUCCACCCGACAUGGCUGUGUCUACACCUGCCUCCAAGCCUCCACCCGACACGGCUGUGUCUACACCCGCUUCCAAGCCUCCCCCCGACACGGCUCUGUCUACACCCUCUUGCAAGUCUAGACUGGAUGUAGACCUGUCUACAGUAGGCCCAGGGGUCCAGCCAGAAGUGGCUCCAUCCACACGUGUCUCAGCGGCCAUCCUGCGUGCAGCUCUGCCUUGCUCUGUCUCUGAGGCCGAGUUGGACGUGGGUGUGUCCACACCUGCUCCCAGAGCUCACGCUGCCCCCCAGCCUGGGGCUGGUGUGGUGGAGACAGAGGCUGUGUCUCCAGGGGGUCCCCGAGCGAAGCCCAGAGUGGAGCCCGUAGCAGGGGCCCCCAGACACCUCUCGGGGGAGCAGCACGUGGGCCCCAUCCAAGCCCCCAGGAAGAAGAAAGUCCGAUUCUCCAUGGCCGUGUCCAGCCCCGAGGAGCCAGGAUCAGGGGGGGCCUCGGAACACCCAUCGCCGGCCACAGCCCAACCCUCAGCCCCCAGGGUGGCGCCUGGGGGUCGCGGAGGGCCCAGGGCCUGGGACACCGUGGCUGUCGGGCCGCGGCCCACCCAGCCUCGCAUCCUUAAGCACCUGCCCCCUCCUGCCCCUUCUGCGCUGGGGACACUGGGUCCCAGGAGCAGCUUUGCUGUGACCCUCCCAGAGGCCUACGAGUUCUUUUUCUGCGACACCAUCGAGGAAGAGGAGGAAGAUGCUGAGGAGGUGGCAGAGGCCAGCGAGGUUCUGGUCGAAGCCCAGUGGCCGGACAUGUGCGAGUUCUUCUUCCGGGACUGCCGAGCCCAGAGGCCGAGGCCCCGGGGGUGCUGCCCCCCAGUCCCAGCCCCAAGGGAGCCUGCGCCGGCCCCUCCGCCUGGAGACCCUGUGCCCAUGUCCAUCCCUGAGGCCUACGAACACUUCUUCGGGGAGGACAGGUUUGGGGGCGAUCUGGGGCCGGCCACCCUGCUCCAGCUGCAGGCCUCAGAGACCCCCAGGCCGGCCUCGCUGGGAGUAGGGCCCAGGGCCCCACCCACUCCGGGCCCCACCCGAGGAGAGCGGCUCGGCUUGGCGGUCAGGCGGGCAGGGGAGCUCCGGGGUCCCCUCACCUCGUUUACCUUCAGCCAGAACGACAUGUGCCUGGUGUUUGUGGCCUUUGCAACCUGGGCUGUGAGAACAUCAGACCUGCACACACCAGACGCCUGGAAAACAGUCUUGCUGGCCAACAUCGGCACCAUCUCCGCCAUCCGCCACUUCCGCCGGCAGGUGAGGCGAGGGCGCCGCAGCCCCAGCCCCAGCCCCAGCCGCAGCCCCAGCUCCUAGGAUCCCGGCAGACCCGGCAGACCCAGGACGCGGCUGUGAUGACGAGCGUCGGGAGGGAGGCGGUCGUAGGUGCUGCUGCCUCCACUCAGCCCGGGGGCCAGCCACCAGCAGGGCUGCUCCCGCGCCCGGGCGGGAGACCCCGGCAGUCUGUGUGGGAAGAGGCUGAGGGGAGCCGGCGGGCAGGGCGGCCAGACUGGCACGCAGCACACGGUACCCCGUGAAGCCGGACUGCAGACACGCGGUGUUUGGGACGUACUUAUCCUGGGAAAUCAUUUGUCAUCUGAACGUGUAUUCAGUCGGCGCCUGCACCAUGUGGUGUGUGCAGGAGGUGAGAGGAAGGGCCCGGGCAGCCACGAGGCCCUGCGGUGGUCAAGGCAGGGGACAAGGGCAAGGAUGCCGGGGGCCUCGAGGCUGGGGGCUUCUGGAGACCGCCCUGCUAGCAGGUGCGCGGGGCUGGCGAGGGUGCCAAGGCCCCUCCGCACCUUGAGCCCAGGCCUGCUGGGGCGGUGAGCUGGCACCAGACGGGCAUGUCCGAAGUGGCUCCAGAUGCCCCUGGGGGCUGGGGGCUGGGGCAGAGCCGCAGCCCCUCCUCUGGGGACCCCGGCGAGAGUGCGGAGGCAGAGCUGGGGGCGUCAGCUGUGGGAUGGGCCCUGGGGCUCCCUCAGGGCAGCGGGGGGCCCAGGGCUGAGGAGCCGGAGACGGGCGGGUGAGGGCCCUGGCGGUGGGGCACAGGGACGGCGGGAGACCCCGCUGCGGAGUGAGAACGCGUGGACACACAGCACCAAUAAAGUCUCUGCUUUUCUCUCA